Molecule: messenger RNA, 1138 nt
Organism: Musca vetustissima
Lineage: Eukaryota; Metazoa; Arthropoda; Insecta; Diptera; Muscidae
Product: all trans-polyprenyl-diphosphate synthase PDSS1-like
Exons: 7
Coding region: 124-1086 (320 amino acids)
Biological process (GO): isoprenoid biosynthetic process; ubiquinone biosynthetic process
Cellular component (GO): transferase complex; mitochondrion
Molecular function (GO): prenyltransferase activity
Source: RefSeq, a predicted model, not a curated record
GCAACAACACACAGCAAGGCCAAAUGCACAAAUGGCAAAACAAAUUGCCGUCGUUACAGCUCCGUCCAUACCCAACAGCCGGCUGGACCCGUACGUGAAAUCCAAAUAGAUCCUUAUAUUAUUAUGGACGAUGAGCUGAAAUAUUUCUAUGAAGAUAUUAGAGAUCUACUUUCCCAAGGCACAACUCAAAUGGAACUGGACACCAUUGCCAAUUACUACAUUGAUGGUCAGGGUAAGGCCUUGCGACCAAUGAUUACAAUGCUCAUGUCCAAAGCCAUAAAUUAUCAUUUGAACAAAGAAUCAAGGGAAUUAUUGGAUAAACAACGACAAAUUGCCAUGUUCUCUGAAAUGGUGCAUUCAGCCAGUUUGGUACACGAUGAUGUUAUCGAUCAGUCUGAUUUUCGUCGCGGCAAACCCAGUGUUAAUGUUUUAUGGAAUCAUAAAAAGGUUACAAUGGCCGGCGAUUAUAUUCUGGCUGUGGCUUCAAUUAUGGUUGCUCGUCUAAAAUCGGAUGAUGUCACAAUAGUUAUGAGUCAGAUUUUAACGGAUUUGGUACAAGGCGAAUUCAUGCAGUUGGGUUCAAGGGAAACCGAAAAUGAACGCUUUGCCCACUAUUUGACAAAGACAUACAGGAAAACGGCUUCACUGAUAGCCAACACAUUGAAGGCGACGGCUGUCAUUGCCGAUGCCGAUGACAACCUCAAGGAAUUGGCAUUCCAAUAUGGUCGCAAUAUUGGUUUGGCUUUCCAACUUGUCGACGAUAUGUUGGACUUUGUCUCAUCGACCGAGACAAUGGGUAAACCUGCCGCUGCCGAUUUAAAAUUGGGUCUUGCAACGGCUCCCGUUUUAUUUGCCUGCGAAAAGUACCCCGAAUUGAAUCCCAUGAUUAUGCGUCGCUUCAGCGAACCUGGUGAUGUGGAACGUGCCUUUGAAUUGGUUCACAAAUCACAUGGUCUCGAGCAGACACGGUUUUUGGCCAAGAAACAUUGUAUUGAGGCGAUACGAUUGGCUCAGGAAUUGACCGAAUCACCCUAUCAGAAGGGUUUGCAGGUUGUUGCGGAUUUAGUUAUUAAUCGUAUGAAAUAAUACUUAGGGCUAAUUUAAUGCAAAAAAAAAAACAUACAAUCAAAAAAUCAUG